CAGACUUGAACACAAAGCACCUGUUGCUGCUCUCCAGCCUCAACACACACAGAACCUCUGGGACUCUGUUGGUCUAUCAGAGCGGGAAACAACUGCUGCCGAUUUUCCAACUCAGAACUUCAUCCACACUCCAUUCACAGAGGAUGAUGAUGGCUUCUUCCAUGUGCAAGAUACUGGCUGUAUUCACCAUCUGCAUGGCUCUGCAAGAGGGCUGUGGACUCCCCUUAUCAGCCCGGUCAGAGUUGGCAGCUCAGGCUCCACAUCGCGUCAGGACCAAACGCUGCUCCUGUAACAGCUGGGAUGAUAAAGAAUGCAUCUACUUCUGCCACCUAGAUAUUAUCUGGGUCAACACGCCAAGUAAACUCCUUCCUUAUGGUCUGGGAAGUCCCCCAUCUCGCCGCCGCCGGUCAGCCGACCGAUGUGAAUGCCUCAACUCAGCUGAUAAAAAAUGCCAUGGCUUCUGCCGUAAAAGCUCAGAGGACCCCAGGAUUGAUGUCAGGGGCCCUUUGGUUCAGCCUGCAAGAACAAACAGCAACAAACUGCUGGCAUCCCUCAGAUCUGCUCUUGAAAGCAACAUAGCAAUUGCAAAAGGCUCCCGGUCAUCAAAGAAGAAUCCUUCUGGAGUCACCAAGUUAAAAAGUAGAACACGCAGGUAGAGGACUGUUUGAAAACCCGACGCUGUUCAACCGUCAUGAAUUCAACCUCUAUGGACUCCUCUGGCUGUCUUCAGUUUUGACAUCAGGGUUUGAAAAUGUGUCAAGACUUCUAACAGCUCUGGGGUACAGAGGUGGAAACAUGGAAGGCAAAAGAGACCAUGGAUCAAUCAUCUGACCAACAAGGCAGAGCUUCGGAAGACUCAGAAGACUAAAGCCAAUGAUGAGCAAUGACGACUCUGAAUGUAGAGUCAUUUCUUGAACUCCCCAUGAACUUUCGGGCUGAGAAAUGAAGGACAUGGACUCUUACCUUGGGGUACCAUGAUCAAUUAGUUACCAGUAAUUUGGCAUCAAUGGACUAAGCCCCUGUGUGACUCAAAUGUAUGGACAGUUUUACAUCCACAGCUGACCUCUACAGAGGAUUACUGGAUUGUUCCAUAUUCCACAGUCACAUCAACUCUAUUUAUGAAGAGUUUAUCCAUAUUUAUUCAAUGUGUCUUAUGUCUUAAAACUACUCUGUCCUUGCUGACUUUUGGUUUGUUCAGAUAUUCCUCUGUAUCAGAGCUGGAAUCUGCUGUCCUGCCUAAUUUUUAGGCCAAAUUUGCUUUGUAAUUGUCAGGCAGUACUUGGAAAAUGGCAGCUUGUUCACUCUUGGCAGACGGUGCUGCAGGAAAGUGAAGGUCAUUUCUUUGGGAAUUAUUGAACAAACAAUUGGCUUUAUGCUGGGUCCACUGUAAGCUUCUCCACACACGCACGCACGCACGCACGCACGCACGCACGCACGCACGCACGCACGCACGCACACACACACACACACUCUGUUAGCAGAACAACAGUAGGUCUCUGGAUAAGUCACUGAGAUUCAACAAUAUGAAGCUUGACAAAAAAAAAAAAACUAAAAAAAUCCUAAAACCAUUGUUUUUCUCCUCUGACAUAUGUUCACUUGAUUCCUUGGUAAUUAUCCAAAUGGAAACUCAUGACUGGUAUGCUGCACUUCAAAAGCCAUUUAUCUGUUGCCUGCAUUUUGUUUCUGUGCAAUGAUGCCAUUUAAACCAUCUGCUCUGUCUAUCUCUGACUGAACUUCUGGACACAUGGAGACAUUAAUGCUCAUUGUGACUCUGAAAAUAUUCCUCCUCAAAUAUCUAAAUGCUGUAUCUGACAGAUAGUUUACCAGCUUUUAGUUUACUGUUGAUCAUAAAUGAUAGCGACAAUUGUAAAUAGAACUAUUUAUUUAUUCUGUAACUUAUUCAGAGAUGUAUUUAUAUUUCUAUGACUGAUCCGCUGAAUUUUGUAUAAGAAAAUAAAAAUACACAAAAACAA
Molecule: messenger RNA, 1973 nt
Organism: Amphiprion ocellaris (clown anemonefish)
Lineage: Eukaryota; Metazoa; Chordata; Actinopteri; Pomacentridae
Gene: edn2
Product: endothelin 2
Exons: 5
Coding region: 144-656 (170 amino acids)
Biological process (GO): regulation of vasoconstriction; vein smooth muscle contraction; regulation of systemic arterial blood pressure by endothelin
Cellular component (GO): extracellular region
Molecular function (GO): endothelin B receptor binding; hormone activity
Source: RefSeq, a predicted model, not a curated record